Messenger RNA from Pollicipes pollicipes, 626 nucleotides. RefSeq names its product protein wings apart-like. The record is from RefSeq and is a predicted model, not a curated record. The transcript is spliced from 7 exons. NCBI's taxonomy places the organism in Eukaryota, Metazoa, Arthropoda, Thecostraca, Pollicipedomorpha, Pollicipedidae. The coding region runs from base 183 to 626 and encodes 147 amino acids.
UAACUGUUGCACAGUUCAUGGACGGUUAUCGGCAUUUGGGACGGUUGUUGUUGCUUCUGUAAGGCGGUUGCCUGUGUCACCAAGCAGACGUGUGCAAGUCUAGAAGCAGCGCGAUACAAGCUAUCUUCCCACCGUGAGACGAGAUGCGGCGCGGCCACUGAGCGGCGCGCGAGUCCGCAGCCAUGCCGCGCUACACGUGCAAGCGGCCGCCGCCGGCGCCCACCUCCUCAAUCCAGUUUGAUGCCGGCGUCUCUGACCGCAAGCCGACGGCGGCCAAGUCGGCCGGCACGCUCGGCCGCUGGGGCGUCACCAGCUUCACCUCCAUCCGCAGCAGCAUCGUCAAUGGCUCUGGCGCGCCGGGCGAGGCGGACCCCGUCGACGGUCGUCCGGCGUCGCCGCCGCCGGCGCACGCCGACCCGUUCUCGUUCGAGUCGACCACGCCCGGGGGCGCGGCCGCGCCCGUUCGCAAGGUGAAGAAGUUCUUCAAGUCCCGCAACGCGCCGGCCGUGCAGGAGGAGCCGGAGAGCAAGCGGUUCUUCAGCUCGCCGGCCGUGACGCGCCUGCCGCCGCUGAAGCUGCGCAUCUCGCGCGACAAGGACACCGGCGACCUGACGGCACGGUGUUGA